CCGUCUUCAUUGUAGUCCGGAGGCUCACUGCUGUAACGUCCCUCUGUGUACAGCUGCCAGGAACAACUCUGCUGCAAUGCUUAAUCACGCAGCACAGCAGGUUUCGCAACUCUGACUCUACUAACCUCAACGCACUUACAAUACCUCGGUCCGUCCACAGACUGGUCUACAAAAUGGCUCAGAAUAACUGUUAUUAUAAUGAGAGCAUGCAGUUCUUCUACGACAAAGUCGGUAAGAGACAAGGAUUGAACAGCACCAUGCUCAUCACGGUCCAAGUGAUCGGCUCCACCUUCUGCAUCUUCAUCCUGGUUGCUAACUCUAUGGUAAUUGCUGCUGUAAUAACCAAUAAGAGGUUUCACUACCCCUUCUACUACCUUCUUGCCAACCUUGCUGCCUCGGACUUCCUGGCAGGCAUAGCGUACGUGUACCUCAUGUUCAACACAGGUGAUGUGUCGCCAACGCUCACUAUUAGCGAGUACUUUUUCCGCCAAGGACUUCUGGAUGUCAGUCUCUCGGCGUCUCUGGCUAAUCUUCUCGUCAUUGCUCUGGAGCGCUACAUCUCUGUAAUGAACUGGAAAGUCCACAGCAACCUGACCAAGAGAAGGGUGACCUUGUUGAUCGUUCUGGUGUGGAGCAUCUCUAUCUUUAUGGGGGCGGUGCCCAGCCUGGGCUGGAACUGCAUCUGUAGCCUGGAGAGUUGCUCCCAGAUGGCCCCCAUCUUUAGCAGGAGCUACCUGAUUUUCUGGUCGGUUUCUAACCUGAUUAUUUUUGUUGCCAUGGUGGCAAUCUACAUGAGGAUCUACACUUACGUCAAGAGGAAGACAACAAUGCUGAUGUCACACACCUCCAGUUCCCUCAACCGCAAAAGGACGCCAAUCAAGCUCAUCAAGACGGUCAUGGCUGUGCUCGGAGCCUUUGUGAUCUGCUGGACCCCCGGUCUUAUUGUCAUGCUCUUGGACGGCCUGCACUGUGAGAAUUGCAAUCUGAAGAAACUGAAGAGCUUGAUGCUGCUUUUGGCUGUUGCCAACUCCGUCAUGAACCCCUGCAUUUACUCCUACAAGGACGAGGAGAUGUGGACAACUUUCAAAAACCUCAUGCGCUGCAUCGGAAACGGCACGCGGCGGCAGCGGUCGACGCGCGCCAAUGCCAAGCCGCUGGGCUCCAGUCAGGACACGAGCACGACUCCGCCGGCCUCAGAGGAAAGAAAAAGUGAUGACAAUGGAUCACUCGAUUCGUGAAACAUCGUCUUGUGGUAGAUUUUUCAGAUCUGCUCUCCCAGUUGUACACUCGGAAACGUUGUGAAGACUCUGCCAACUCGGACAAAGACAGUUUAUCUGUAGUGGUUCUCCAUGAAUUUUCCUCAGCUUGAAAAGGUUUUCUUGAAGAGACUGCAGACCAUCUGUUCAAAUUAAAAGAGAUAAGAUACCGUUAUGCACUACUAAAUUCUCUAAUGGCUGUAAAGAUGCCCGGUUUUACUAGGGUUUCAUCCAUUUGGGCACAUUACUCCAAUCCGUGUGUAAUGGGAGAUUCAUUCCAGUUUCAUCGUGUUUUCUGUCAGUGUCAUCAGAUCUGUGACUCAUCUUAUGAGAAGGUGAUGCUGCGCCCCAGUGAUUGAUGAAGUAGGUGCAUUCAAACAUUUUGAACCCUCAAGUGUAAAAGUUGUACGAAGCAGGAUGUUCUUUGUAUUAGAGGUUUGUUGAUAUUUGUUGUAAAUAGAUUUUUUUUUUUACUGCAUGUGUAUUUAAAAACUAUAAUGGAGGAUUUAGAAUGAAAUAUGCUUGGGCAGGGCUGAAUUUUAAAGUUAUGUGUUUGUGUAAAUGACUGUAAACUGCUGUAAAGGAACUCUAUACUUGAACAUAGUAUAAGAAGAUUUUUCUUAAAUACCCUUUUUAUACUUCUUGAUCAGAUUUUGUUUUUCAUCCCAAUCCAUCUCCUCUUUUUUUAUUACUCAUGGAACCCGAAACGUCCUGUUAAAGAACCUGAUGAAGACAAGCAUGCUUUUCUGCACCAUUUUUUAAAAAUAUGCCUCACCUCUCUGCAACACACUGGAUUCCCGCUAUAGAUUCAGCUGAUACUGUUUUUAGCAUUGAGGAGGAUAAGACAGUGAAUCCCUCUCCACACAGACAGUUGCACAAACCGCUGCAAGCUGACCACAUCGCGAAACCCGCAGCAGAGUUCAACUGACCUUUUAUUAAAUGUGUUUAAUAAAAAGCACUGCUGUAAAGAAACCCCUCAUCAUCAAAGCUAUUUGAAUCUUUUCUUUGACUUCAGCUUUAUAAAACUGCUCAGUUGAAAGAUUUGAAUCUCCAAUUAUUAAGCUAAGCGGAGAUUACGUACCCAUGCUCAUGCACUUUGACCGUUGGACUUGUCAAAUCAUCAACCAUCUUGCAUAACUUCUCUGACUAUUCCUCCAUGUGAAAUCUUUCACUUUCAACUGUGCUUUGUUUAUAAAAACUUAUUUCAUGUAGAAGUAGAACGCCAUAAUUUAGUGUCUUAUAGAAAGAACUACAUUUCCACAUUAAAGGGCAAAGGAGACAAGCUGUAUGCAGUCACUUGUUGCACCAAGAGCAGCUAUUAUUGCUUGGACGUCAUAUUAUGCAGAACUGCUCCUGCAGGCUUCUGGCCCACUUUUUUUAUAGCCUGAAUUAGUAUUUUAUACCAUAUAAAUGUGUAACUGACCUGAAAACUAGAACACACCAUGCAUGUCUGUGCUGUAGAUUAGUGGAAUAAAAUUAUUGUCUUUAUUUAGAUGUUUUCCUUGUCCUGCAUACCUCAUUUUGGAUGAACAUGAAUCCAUGCUGGGGUUCAUGACCUCUGUUGGAGCAAGGAUACAUCUAAAAUAUUAAGGCCACACAACCUGAGGAUCUGAAUUGUAGAGUUUGGGAUAAAAUAGAUUUUUAUGUUUUAUUGUCUAAUUUACUUAAAAUGAGACAAUGAUUGCCUUAAUGUACAUUCUGCUCUAUUAAAACAAACAAAACAAGACGUUGAGAGAAUUGAUUAUGAGAAAAGAACCUGCUGAUGUAUUAAUGUUAACUUUUUAUACAUUUCAUAAAUUGCUGUUUCCAAAUCUUAUUGGGCUUCCCUUGUUUGACAUUAAAAUAUGGAUUUACAAAUCAA
Messenger RNA from Xiphophorus hellerii (green swordtail), 3117 nucleotides. RefSeq names its product lysophosphatidic acid receptor 3 (gene lpar3). Bases 174 to 1238 code for a protein of 354 amino acids. The record is from RefSeq and is a predicted model, not a curated record. Gene Ontology annotation, biological process: G protein-coupled receptor signaling pathway. The transcript has 3 exons. Gene Ontology annotation, cellular component: membrane. Gene Ontology annotation, molecular function: lysophosphatidic acid receptor activity. Lineage: Eukaryota; Metazoa; Chordata; Actinopteri; Cyprinodontiformes; Poeciliidae.